CAGACGUCUGAAGUUGUUGCUCGGCCGCUGCAGUGCCAGCCGGCACUGAUGGUUGCCCCAUUCACACAUACCGGCAUCGUCACCUUUGAUCCCGGGGGGGAUUUAACCACAGCCAGCGCGCAGGUCUCAAACUCAGUCAGUCGCUGGAAAUAAGACGUCGAGGAAACAUGUCUUCAGUUCAUGGGAAUGUGUGCGUCGGGGAUCUGAAUCAUUUCCAGAUGUAUCAAGAAAGACCUCUGCAGAUGAACAGCAUGGUGAACUCAGAUUAUGGAGCGUCAGAUGUUACAAACUACUUCAACGCCGCAAACGCUGUACCGAGAGCGGAUAAAUGCGUGGCAAUACUGACCCACAGGAGGAAGAGGACCAACUUCACCCAGCAGCAGAUUGAGGUUCUGGAGAAGGUUUACUCAGACACUAAAUAUCCUGACAUCUACCUGCGGGAGAGGUUGGAGGCUCUGACUGGGUUACCGGAGUCCAGAAUUCAGGUGUGGUUUCAGAACAGAAGGGCCAAGUCUCGUCGCCAAGUUGGCGCAUCGGUGUCCAUGAAGGUCGCCAACCCGCCAGCAGCUGGCCCAUUCAGCCAGCUCCACAGCAGGAUGGGCCCAGAGAAAGUUUAUGACAGCAACCAUGGAGCCGAGGUACACAGGAUAGCAGGGUUUGGACUGGAAGACAGUUUCAGACCUCUGAUGCACCAAAACGCAGAGGACAUUCAUGGAACCAGUGUCCCCACAAAACCCAGCAGCUUUGAACACACAUCCCUCUCCUGCAUCUAUGACAAGGAGGGAGCCAGGGUGAAGCCCGAGCAGAUGCAGCGGCACGAGCUGAGCGUGAACGUCCCAUGCUGCAACGUCCACCUCUAUCCCAAGGAGAACGAGCAUCCUCCCAAGAUCGAAGCCAGCGUGACCGCCAACCAGAAUCCAAAGGUUUUGGUGGAAUACGACAACUUCCCACCCAACAAGACCAUUGGGCCAGAGAUGAAAGUUGUGAUUCCUCCCAUCCCGAGCCAGAAUAACUUUAACAGGUCAUCACCAAAGGAUAAUGGAUGCCAAAUCCAGUAUCAACGCGUGAGGGCCACAGGGGACUGGUUCAGCCACUUCUCCCCAAUCCAUGCCACUGAGGCACAGGACUUCACUGACUCGGACUCUGACUGGGAAAACGAGGCUAUGGCUGGCUUUGGUGGCUUCAUGUGAUGUGUUUUAGGAGAUGA
Messenger RNA from Micropterus dolomieu (smallmouth bass), 1207 nucleotides. It is a transcript of the gene mixl1, whose product is annotated as Mix paired-like homeobox. Lineage: Eukaryota; Metazoa; Chordata; Actinopteri; Centrarchiformes; Centrarchidae. The coding region runs from base 168 to 1190 and encodes 340 amino acids. Gene Ontology annotation, biological process: hematopoietic progenitor cell differentiation; regulation of transcription by RNA polymerase II; endoderm formation. Gene Ontology annotation, molecular function: RNA polymerase II cis-regulatory region sequence-specific DNA binding; DNA-binding transcription activator activity, RNA polymerase II-specific. The record is from RefSeq and is a predicted model, not a curated record. The transcript is spliced from 4 exons.